Molecule: messenger RNA, 891 nt
Organism: Coccomyxa subellipsoidea C-169
Lineage: Eukaryota; Viridiplantae; Chlorophyta; Trebouxiophyceae; Coccomyxaceae
Product: MC family transporter: aspartate/glutamate
Exons: 6
Biological process (GO): transmembrane transport
Source: RefSeq, a predicted model, not a curated record
CUAGCAGCCGGAGGUGUGGCUGGGGCAGUAUCUAAAACAUGCACAGCGCCACUAGCCAGGCUCACUAUCUUAUACCAGGCAAGACGGCUGCCCUUACACUCUGUGAAUGGCCUGGAUGCUGUAGUUGGGACGUCAGGGCGCAUAGGCCUGAUGCAAGCCUUCCGGCAAGUGAUCCAGCGAGAGGGAGUGAUGGCGCUUUGGAAGGGCAACGGAGUGACUAUUGUGCACCGGCUGCCCUACUCUGCAGUGAACUUCUGGGCGUACGAGCGCGCCACGCAGAUGUGGCUGCAGCACUAUCCUCAGCCUGCCGGCGCGCAGCAGGGGGCAGGCACGGCGGACAUGCUGAGGAGGUUGGCGUCUGGCGGAGCAGCAGGCAUCUGCGCCUGCACACUGGCAUAUCCGCUGGAUCUGGUGCGGACGCGGCUGUCGGCGCAGACAAAGACGCAGUACUACACGGGCAUAGUGCAUGCGAUGAGGACGAUUGUGAGGGACGAGGGUGCCAGGGGGCUGUACCGGGGCUUGGGGGCCACGCUGCUGCAAGUGACCCCCAGCCUGGCCAUCAACUACACAGCCUACGGCACCCUGCGCUCCCACUGGCUCCAGUCGCAUGGUAACAGCUCGCACACGGUUACCAUGAGCCUGCUGUGUGGCGGGGCGGCGGGGCUGAUAUCAUCGACGGCGACAUUUCCCCUGGACCUGAUCCGGCGGCGCAUGCAGCUGGAGGGGCAGGCCGGCACGCGCAGGUACAAGGGCUACGCUGACGUGGCCAGGUCUGUCAUGGCCAACGGCGGCCUGCGCGGCUUCUAUGCCGGCAUCCUUCCUGAGUACUUCAAGGUCGUUCCUGGCGUUGCCAUUGGCUACUGCACAUAUGAGUUCAUGCGAAAUUCUUUG